CGGAAAAUAGCCGAUCGGAGCGGGAGCCGGAGAGCCGAAGCCGCCCCUGCUCAAAGACUCGAAGGAAGCGGCGCCGUCACCGAGACACUGAGCCCAGCUGCCCGCUCAGCGCCGCGAACAUGGCCAGGGAUUAUGACCACCUCUUCAAGCUCCUCAUCAUUGGGGACAGCGGUGUAGGGAAAAGUAGUCUCCUACUACGGUUUGCAGAUAACACAUUUUCAGGCAGCUACAUUACUACGAUAGGGGUGGAUUUUAAGAUAAGAACUGUGGAAAUCAAUGGCGAGAAAGUUAAGUUGCAGAUCUGGGACACAGCUGGGCAAGAACGAUUUCGAACCAUCACCUCCACGUAUUACAGAGGCACUCACGGGGUUAUAGUGGUAUAUGAUGUCACCAGUGCAGAAUCAUUUGUUAACGUCAAGCGGUGGUUACAUGAAAUAAACCAGAAUUGUGAUGAUGUGUGUCGGAUACUGGUUGGCAACAAGAAUGACGAUCCUGCACGCAAAGUGGUAGAGACCAAUGACGCACAGAAGUUUGCAGAACAGAUGGGCAUUCAACUUUUUGAAACCAGUGCAAAGGAGAACCUCAACGUCGAAGAGAUGUUCAACUGCAUCACAGAGCUCGUGCUGCGUGCCAAGAAAGAAAACUUAGCCAAACAGCAGCAACAGCAGCAGAAUGAUGUCAUCAAACUGUCCAAAAACAGUAAAAAGAAGAGGAAGUGUUGCUAACGAGGAACAAAAACAAAUGGACUUCUUUGCAAUGAACAGUCCCUUUCACUUGGACUUGUAUAUCACAAAUUCAGAAACGAACGUUCUUUUUCAUCCCCCACCCCACCUCUCCCCCACAACUCUCCCCUCGCCCACACCCUCACCCCGAGCCCUGGGAGGAUAAUGUUUGAGAGCAGAUGUGGGGUCUUGUUGGCUCGGUGCUGUUGCUCCUAGAUUUCAGUUUCCGAAUUAUUAUUUUUCCAUUGAAAGUGACUGCAUCAAUGGAGCUCAGUGCCAAGAUCGGAGCAGAUCGUCUCAUUCCAUUUGAUUUGUACGGACCUACAGAGAAAAUAAAUGAGUGACUUGUCUCGCUUAAGGGAUUUAAAAACCCUGUACAUAAUGUACAGCUUUAACGCCACCCCUUUCCUCAUCGCUUCGCCUAAUACUGUCAGAUGCCAAGAAAUCAUGAAGCACCUUCAUUCUCUCGUCUAUUUGAUUUUUAAUAAGUAAAUAUCUUCAGAUCCAA
This is a messenger RNA of Pristis pectinata (smalltooth sawfish), 1230 nucleotides long. RefSeq names its product RAB35, member RAS oncogene family b (gene rab35b). The coding region runs from base 120 to 725 and encodes 201 amino acids. Gene Ontology annotation, cellular component: endosome membrane; plasma membrane. The transcript is spliced from 6 exons. NCBI's taxonomy places the organism in Eukaryota, Metazoa, Chordata, Chondrichthyes, Rhinopristiformes, Pristidae. The record is from RefSeq and is a predicted model, not a curated record. Gene Ontology annotation, molecular function: GTPase activity; GTP binding. Gene Ontology annotation, biological process: Rab protein signal transduction; endocytic recycling.